AUGGUGAACGGUACCCCAAAAAUUCACUACUACGAUCAGCAGCUCAAUAUCCGCCGAGUUAUCGAGCAGGCGGACUUGGAAUAUCUGGAUCAGGCCCUCAACAUCUGCGAUCUGUCCAGUCUGGAGAGAAAGCUUCGCCUCUGGCAGAAACUCCUGCCCAGGAUAAAACCCCACUACGCCGUCAAGUGCAAUGACGAUCCGGUGUUGGUCCAGCUUCUGGCGGAUCUUGGAACUGGAUUCGACUGCGCCUCCAAAAACGAACUCAAACUGGUUCUGGGACUUGGCGUUUCACCUGAACGUAUAAUCUUUGCUCAUCCUUGUCGACCUGUCAACCACUUGAAGUACGCCAAGGAGCAGCAGGUGGUCAAUGGUACGGUAGAUAAUGAAUAUGAGGUUUACAAGUUACGCAAGCACUAUCCCAACUCCAAUCUUAUCGUAAGAUUUAAAAGUGAGGCCAAAAAGGCGCUGUGUCCCUUGGGCGACAAAUAUGGCUGCGAUGCGGAGGCGGAUGCCGCGGCUCUAAUGCUGCUCUCGAAGGCCCUGGAUCUGAAGGUGACUGGUACUAGUUUCCAUGUGGGUUCGGGAUGCAGUGAGGUGGAGGCCUUCGAUCGAGCCAUCGAGAAGGCGGAAAACAUUUUCAAGUUUGGAGAGUUGAUAGGUCAUAAGAUGGACUUAUUAGAUAUUGGCGGUGGGUUUCCUGGUAUAGAUGAUGGGAUGUUCGAGGAGAUUGCUGAGGCUGUUAACACCUCGGUGAAACUUCGGUUCCCCGAUGAGCGUGUCCAAAUAAUUUCCGAGCCAGGACGAUUCUUUGUGGAGGCUGCCUACACAUUGGUUUGCAAGGUCCACGCAAAGCGGGAGGUCCGCAAUAAAGAUGGAAAGCUGGAGAAAUUGAUGUACUACCUCAAUGACGGCAUCUUCGGGGCCUUCGCAGGAAUGUUUUACUAUCCUGAGGUGGUCAUACAAUCAAUUUUCCAGGAUGAUGCCGAGACCCUGCCAAAGUUCAAGUCGGUGAUUUGGGGACCCAGCUGUGAUGCCCUGGAUAAGAUAUCGGGAGAUCUGCUUUUGCCCAAUUUGAACUGUGGCGAUCUUUUAGGAUUUCGUAACAUGGGAGCCUACACAAUGCCCAUUGCCAGUCCGUUCAACGGAUUUGAUGUUCCAGAAACCAGAUACUUUCGAGCAAAGUGA
This is a messenger RNA of Drosophila takahashii, 1185 nucleotides long. Lineage: Eukaryota; Metazoa; Arthropoda; Insecta; Diptera; Drosophilidae. The record is from RefSeq and is a predicted model, not a curated record.